AUGCUGUUCGGGAAGGCGAUACAGUCCUCGCACGCCUCAUGGACCGAUUCGCUUCCCACGUGCUCACCACGUACCCUCUGCUUAUCCUGCUCCUCACACUUGGACUCACCGCCACAGACAUCACUGAUGUACCUAAAUUCGGUGAGCUGAUAAACAAUGUGACCGCCUCAGUGGGCCGAGAAGCUACUUUGGCCUGCGUUGUAGACGACCUAUCUACAUACAAGGUGGCAUGGCUACGCGUAGACACGCAAACCAUUCUGACGAUCGCCAGUCACGUGAUCACGAAGAACCACCGGAUCGGAGUGACGCACAGUGACCACAGAACAUGGUACCUGCACGUCAGGGAGGUACGGGAGACGGAUCGGGGUUGGUACAUGUGCCAGAUUAACACUGACCCCAUGAAGAGUCAGGUCGGCUACCUCGAGGUGGUGGUGCCACCGGAUAUCCUGGACUAUCCUACCAGCACGGACAUGGUGGUGAGGGAAGGGACGAACGUGACACUACGUUGCGCAGCGACAGGGUCACCUCAACCCACAGUGACCUGGCGUCGAGAGGGAGGCGAGUGUAUCCCCUUGGGUAGUGGCCAAGAAGUGCCUAGUGUGGAGGGCCCAGUAUUCAACAUUACAAGGGUGAAUCGACUGCAUAUGGGCGCGUAUCUCUGCAUCGCGACAAAUGGUGUUCCGCCUACCGUGAGCAAGAGGAUUAUGCUCAUCGUACACUUUCCUCCAAUGAUCUGGAUCCAGAAUCAGCUGGUGGGAGCACAAGAAGGCCAGCAGAUGACACUUGAAUGCCAUUCAGAGGCAUACCCAAAAUCAAUCAACUACUGGACUAGGGGCCAAGGCGAAAUCAUCGCACAAGGUAGUAAAUAUGAACCCGUGUUGCUGGACAACGCGUACAAGGUGCACAUGAAGCUGACAAUUCGUGCAGUUGCCCCUUCAGACUUCGGAUCUUACAAGUGCGUCUCCAAGAAUUCUCUCGGUGACACGGAUGGUAGCAUCAAGCUCUACCGCAUUCCUUCUCCUUCAACAUCCUCAUCUGUAACAAUAACAACACAGCCAAGUGUGUCAGUAGAUCAAGAUAAAUCUCCAAACGAUCACCAUAAGGAUCGCAAUGAUCCUGGAUCAUACCACCAAGAGUCAAACGAGAUCAUGGACAUGGCGGAUUCAGAGAAAGUUACCGGAGAUAGAGGAGGUGCUGCUGAUCUGAAACUUCGAGGUGGACUUCGGGAUACAGAAAAGUCAUCUUCUUCAGCUCUUAAAACUUCAGUCGACUUCCAAAUGUUUAUUAUAUUCACAGUCGCCAUUUUGCCGUCAAAUAUUCGGACACUUUUCGCAGUAUGAAUGCGUAAGAACUCCUUAAGUGAAUGAACCGAUGGAUGAAUGGAUAUGAAGCUUGCUUUGUGGUUGUGUUAAGGUACACAUCUUCACAUGUUACGUGUACAAGGGAUUAAUGAGUUACAAAUAUUCUGAAAUAAAUUUCUCUCGUCUUGUUUCCAGAAGAAUACUUCCGUUUGUUUUCUCAGAAAGUCGUUUAAUUUAAUUUAAGUUCUGUGAUUACUUUGUACAUUGACGUUUUAUUUGUAAAAUGACUGUGGUCUGAGGAAGGGAAAUUUUAGCACUGAUAAAAAUAGAAGUCAAAUACAAAGAAUGUAAAGAAUAUAAUUAACGAACUUGUUUGGUGUCUCGCGAUAUAGAAGCUAUGUAAUUGAAUUUCUUAUUACUGGAAACACUUUCAAACGCUAAAGUUGUGUAGAGUUAUAUUUUAGUAAAUUACUACAGUUUGAAAAUAAAUUAUGCAUUUUUUUAUCUUCAAUUUAGUAGAUAAGUGAUGUAAAGUCGAAUGGAAUAUUUCAAAUUAACUGUGAAUAAUUACAUUUUGACAUAAGGAAGGAAGUGACUGUAAAGUUUUUAGAUACUGUUGUGGCCUAGUUUCAUAAACACAGAUGACAGAUAUUCUAACCCAGAAUGCGCAACAUAUGACAAAUUAGUAGUAACAAUUUCAGUGAUCCAUUGUUUUGGUUUAGGUUUCUCUCAAGUUAUGUUAAGACGUGUGAAACACAGCCUACUCUGUAACUGUCAAACGAAGCCAGAUGUUGAAACAAUUUCAUAAUAUGUUACGAAACUAAUUAAUUCCAUGAAGAGUAGCCUUUCUUGAGAAGACGAUGGUCGCUCACUUAGUAAAAUUUUCCCUGCAAUUCAUGGAAUUCAAAGGUUCAUUGUCCUGUGCACAAAAUUCCGACAAUGGAUCUUCCAUCGAUGAAAUGAAUCCAGUUCACACUUACAUAUCAUGUUCCAAAAAUUAGUUUUGAUAUUAUCCUUCCACAUACGAGUAUGCCUUGGUUCUCUGAGUGCAAUUUUCCUUUCGGAUUAUUUAACCGAAACUUUGUACGCAC
Molecule: messenger RNA, 2392 nt
Organism: Cryptotermes secundus
Lineage: Eukaryota; Metazoa; Arthropoda; Insecta; Blattodea; Kalotermitidae
Product: opioid-binding protein/cell adhesion molecule homolog
Exons: 10
Coding region: 39-1340 (433 amino acids)
Cellular component (GO): neuron projection
Source: RefSeq, a predicted model, not a curated record